Molecule: messenger RNA, 2520 nt
Organism: Alternaria arbusti
Lineage: Eukaryota; Fungi; Ascomycota; Dothideomycetes; Pleosporales; Pleosporaceae
Exons: 2
Coding region: 1-2520 (839 amino acids)
Molecular function (GO): nucleic acid binding; zinc ion binding
Source: RefSeq, a predicted model, not a curated record
AUGGAGGGCCCCGCGAAGCCCAAGCUACCAGACGCGUACGCGGACCUCGAAGUGAGCCCAGCAGCCUCUAGUGCCGAGAUCAAGACCGCCUUCCACCGCCUCGCUCUCCUCCACCAUCCCGACAAGAAGGCGCCAGGCGAAGCUGUCGAUGCAGCCGACUUCCGACGAAUCCAAGAAGCCUACGACAUUUUGAGAGACCCCAAAGGCAAGACGCGCUACGAUCAGUCGUAUAGCAGUAUAAGGACACAAUGGGACACCUACAGGAGGGAACAUGCCGAAUACAUGCGGAACCCGAAUGCAUGGCGGCAGAAGCAAUCCGCAGAGAGGAUUCGUGCUCAGGCCGAAUCGGAUCGCCGUGCGGCGGCCAUGCGAAGGGCGGCGCAGGAGCAAGCGUGGGCAGAGACAGAGGCUUUCUACGAGGACGAAUACGAGUACGAGUACGACGACGACAGUGAUUACGAAUACUACUCCGGCGGCUAUGGCCUUAGCUUUGGAGGUGGCCGCUUCGGUCGUGGCUUUGACGGCUUUGACAGCUACGACCCGGAGGAAAUCCUCUUGGCAGAGUUGCUCCGAAGACGCGAGAACUUCGAAGCUGCGGCUAGACGUAACGCUGAAGAAAGGGCCAGGAAGUCGGCCAUCGAAGACAUCAACAAGCAAUGUGUCGAGCGACUGAAGAAGGCGGCUGCGGCUCGACAAGCAGAGGGUGAUGGGUGGGAAGGAAAGAAUGGGAGACAAACUUGCCUGUUUUGCGCUGCUCACGUACAGGAAUACAGUUAUCGCUGUCCAAGUGGCGGAGCUGUUGCCUGCCGGGGUUGUAAGAAGAAGAUCGAAGCGUCAUCCCCAAUUCACCCGUUCAAUUUUCACGGCACUGGCGUGGCGCCAAAGAAGGGAAAGGGAAAGAAAGGCAAGGGCGGAAAGAAGCCUCAGACGACUAAACGCCACUCUGAUCCGGAAGGAUCCGACUCGGUCGAGCGAGACCAGGACGAGGAGCAAACCAAUGGAGAUGAGGCAGAGCAACCACACAACGCGGAAGAGGAGGCCGCAAAGCGGGCAGCGGAAGAGCUUGCGCGUAAGCAGGAAGCCGAGCGACAGAAACAGGAGCGCAAAGCCGAGGCGGCGCGACGGAAAGCAGAACGUGAAGAACAGGCCAAGCUCGCCCAAGAAGCUGCAGAGAAGGCUUCGCAGGAAAAGGCGGCGAAAGAAAAAGCCGAAGCGGCGAAAGCUGCACGAGAGCUCGCAGCUGCGCAAGAAGCUGCCCGACUAGUAGCGGAAAAGAAGAAGGAAGCUCGCGAGCAGGAGGCCAGGGAGAAGAAGGCAGCUCGGAAGAAGGUUGCUGAAGAGAAGGUGGCAGAAGAGCAUGAAGUCCAAGAACAGAACGCUCCCGAACAAGACGCCCAGAAAGUCCAGGAGGCUGCCGAGCAAGAAGCAAAACAAAAGGCUGAGAAAGAAACGAAAGCAAAGACCAAGCGUGAAGCAAAAGAGCGUGCUGCGCUCGAUGCGAGGGAGCGUGAAAUACGAGAAGCUGAAGAAUACGCAGCACACGAGGCUCAAAAACGGGCGGAACGUGAAGCCAAAGAACGAGAGGCCGAGGUACUCGCAGCACAGGAGGCCAACUUCCGCGCCGAACUGGAAGCAAAAGAGACGGCAGAACGCGAGGCCAGGGAAAUGUUAGAGCGCGUGGCCAGAGAGACAGUGGAACGUGUUACUAGGGAGACUAUACAACGUGUCACCAAGGAGACGGUCGAGCGUCUCAACAGGGAAAUGGCAGAGCGUGACGCAAAGGCUGCUGCAGAACAACAAGCCGAAGCCUUCGCAGAAGCAGGCAAUGCGAACGGGUACGAGAACGAAGAGGAGGUUUUGGAGCCCUACUCAGCGAACACGCCGUCCGCCGAGCCCUCGAUCGCCACUAAUUCAGCAAUUCCGAAAAAGGCCAAGAAGAAGGCCACUCGUCCACCAGCCACCUGCUACACCUGCAACGAGCAAGGCCAUUUCGCCCGCGAUUGUCCUACGAAGCAUGCCGAAGCCACCGCCGAUAAUAUAUCCCCGCCUCACGCUGGUACAGGGCCUGCGCCGAAGAUUGAAGUGACGAGUAAACCGCCGCCACCAACACCUGCACCCGCAAAGGUUGUGGUUAAGCUUCCAGCCCCUCGUAAACCGAAAGCAAAAGAGGUUGCGAACGACACCACUGCUGUACAUCCAGAGGCCACUGCACCUUCCAUGGACGCCGUUGCUCCUCCAAGGCCUGCUAAACCAAUCAGAGCGCCAAAGAAGAAAGCUUUACGUCCAGCGCCUCCGGGGGGCCAAGGUGUCAAUAGCGUGCCUACUUUGAUUGAUCAACCCACCAUUCUACCUCCAAUCAACGGUACCGCAAACGUGUCUUUUUCCGAGCAGACAAGCAAGCCAGCCAAGAAGCCGAAGGUGAAAGCCCCGUUGGCUUGUUAUGUUUGCAAAGAGGUAGGACACAAAGCGAAGAGCUGCCCUGCACAGCAUGAAGGACACAUGUUCGAUGUUGUCAUGUAA